CCGUUGGGCUGUAACGCAUCAUGGGCGCAACGCAUAUACUUGCAGCGUUUUGCGCCUGCCAGUCGAGAUUGAGCCAUGGAGUCCAGCACAAUCCUCUCCAGCUGUGCUCUGCGCUGGCGCAACACCGGCGAAUUGGUUCAGGCGCGCUGGCUAGCUUUGCUCGAUGUCAUCGGGAACGAUCCGAUGCACUUGUGGGUGUUCGGCACCACAAUAAUCAUAUUUAUCGUUUAUUGGCUUUAUGCUGCCAUUUUCACGCUCAUGGACAUCACGAAGCGUCCGAAAUUUCUUCGCAAAUACAAAAUACAGCCGGGCCAGAACGAGCCGCUGGAUCUUGGACGACUUUGGCGUGCCGUCAAGAUGGUGCUGUUUAACUUAACUGUGGUCAAUUUGACUAUAACCUGGUGCCUUUACGUAUUGGUGCUCAAGCACUAUAAUAGCAUCGAGGUACGUGUACUACCAAGCUUUGGACGGGCUGUGCGCGACUUUGUCGCCUUCGUGGUGCUGGAAGAGACCAUGUUCUACUAUGUGCACCGUUUGCUGCACCACAAAUCGGUGUACAAGUAUGUGCACAAGAAGCAUCAUGAGUGGACAUCACCCGUUGCGGCCAUGACUCUGUACGCGCAUCCUUUAGAGCAUGUGCUGGCCAAUUUGGUUCCAGUGGGCAUAUCAUUGUCUCUACUGGGCGCACAUGUUCUUGUGGCUUGGGUCCUGACAUCGUUGGCCGUCAUCAACGCGAUGAGCGAUCAUACAGGCUACAGUUUUCCUUGGUCAGGCGGAUCUGUGCGCUUCCACGACUAUCAUCACGCCAAGUUCAAUUACAAUUAUGGCGUUACAGGUUGGCUGGAUAAGCUACAUGGCACCUACAGAGCUCCAUACGAGCAGAAGCAGCAGCUAGGCAAGCCCAAGUCCGUUAAGAUCAAGCCCAAGUCAAAAUAGUGGGAGUUUGUGUCACAAUAAGUCACUAUUAUAUUAACGCUUUUCCCUUUUUUAAAU
Molecule: messenger RNA, 993 nt
Organism: Drosophila novamexicana
Lineage: Eukaryota; Metazoa; Arthropoda; Insecta; Diptera; Drosophilidae
Product: fatty acid hydroxylase domain-containing protein 2
Exons: 2
Coding region: 76-936 (286 amino acids)
Biological process (GO): sterol biosynthetic process
Molecular function (GO): C-4 methylsterol oxidase activity; iron ion binding
Source: RefSeq, a predicted model, not a curated record